UUUAAUUUAAACUGUUUAUACUCGUCUUAUUUAUAUUCGAAUGCGUUUCGAUAAAAUAUUUGCUUCAUGAAAAACGGGCUUAAUUUCUCUUAGAGCGAUUCAGAUAUCUUUGUUUGAAAACGCUACUGCAACGUAAUUCUCCGUAAGGAAAUAAUCAAAAUAACGUCAUUACAGCUAUCGAAGUUACAGUUUAACGAGAGGAACGGAGCAAUUACCGUGAACUGUUUUUUUCUCACGAUAAUUGCACUUUGAUGAGUUUCUGAGAAACUCAACAAAAAUGUUUAACUUUAGGACUACUCUACUUCUAAUAUGUUGUGGGAUAUAUUGUACAGUAGCAUCUCCCAAAGGAACUUUAAAAGGUCCAACAUUCAACAAAGCAUAUACAGUGAAAGGAACUUUGUAUAUACCAUAUGCAGAGAUUCGUGAGCCUUUUUAUGCAUGGUAUGAUGGUGCCAGUGGGUCAAGUCGGAUUGAUUACUAUGGAGGAAUGGUUAAAACCUAUCAACUGUCUCACAAAGGACAAUAUGGAGCCAGCAUAAAAAUAGCACCUGUUACUACAGAGAGUGUUACUAAUGAAGAUACAUGUCUUCAAGUAAAUGGCACAAGUGACAUGAAGAUACACCCUCAAACUAUCCUCCCAGAUGCAUCUGAGAUGGAAUGCAUUGGGGAAGAGAUGAUAAAUGGGUUAAUGUGUGAAAAAUGGCGACUUGUACAAGAGAUUGGAGAGAAAACAAAUAAGUAUACACUCUGGAUACGUUAUAAGAAAUCACCUUAUGUACCGAAACUAAAAGAAGCUAUUCCUGUAAGAUAUGAAAUGCGAGGAUUUAAUAGUCUCUUAGGUUCACAUUAUGAUCAUUAUUAUCUGGACUAUGAUUGGUAUUCCUCUGAAACACCUAGCUCUGAUGUCUUUAAAAUUACGGGAAAUGCUACAUGUGUCAGCUUCCCAGGUCCAGGAGAAAAUCACAUAUAUACUUUUAAUCCAAUGCGUGAAUUCAUUCACAAUUAUGAGGAUCAUCUGGAUGAAGCGUUUUACAACUUCAAAAAGACUCAUAAGAAAUAUUACAACAAUGACAUGGAUCACAGAUAUCGAAAAGAAAUAUUCAGACAGAACAUAAGAUUUAUCCAUUCGAUGAACCGUGCCAAUUUAGGCUAUCAGUUGACCGUGAAUCACUUAGUAGAUCGUACUGAUCUCGAAUUGAGGGCUUUACGAGGGAAACAAUAUACCAAAGGUUACAAAGGCGGAGCAUUGUUCCCGCACGAUAUCAAAAAAGAGAUUGCAGAUAUUCCUGAUAGUAUAGAUUGGAGAUUGUACGGUGCUGUGACGCCAGUUAAAGAUCAAUCCGUUUGCGGCUCUUGUUGGAGUUUUGGUACCACCGGAGCAGUAGAAGGUGCAUAUUACAUGAAGUACAAUAAAUUGGUGCGCUUAUCUCAACAGGCUCUCAUUGAUUGUUCGUGGGGUUAUGGAAAUAAUGGAUGCGACGGUGGAGAGGAUUUCCGUGCAUACCAGUGGAUCAUGAAGCAUGGUGGUUUACCUACUGAGGAAGAUUAUGGUGGUUACUUGGGACAGGAUGGAUAUUGCCAUAUAAGUAACGUAACGGCUACAGCCAAAAUCACGGGUUACGUUAACGUUACUCCACUCAAUAUAGAAGCUCUGAAAAUCGCCAUCGCCAAACAUGGCCCCAUCUCCGUUGCUAUCGAUGCUUCCCACAAGACAUUCUCUUUCUACUCUCACGGAGUGUAUUAUGACCAAGCUUGUGGUAAUACUGAAGACAAAUUGGACCAUGCCGUUUUGGCCGUUGGUUAUGGCACUAUAAAUGGAAAAGACUAUUGGUUGGUGAAGAAUUCCUGGUCAAAUUAUUGGGGCAACGAUGGCUAUAUUCUCAUGGCGCAGAAGGAUGACAAUUGUGGUAUUCUUCUCGCUCCUACAUACGUUACUAUGUAAGAAUAUUCCUAUUCCUAAGAGCUCCCUAGUCGUUCAUUAUUUGAGGCUCUCUAGUAUUCAAUUAAUGAAGAUUGCGCAAAGUAUCAAAUAUAUUUUAGACAUUUAAAAAAAUUUUUUUAAUAUUUUAAUUUUAUCUUUUUUUUUUACGAUGAACGACAUGAGCUCUAUAAAUAAAAUUGUUGGAGAUUAUACUUGCUAUGUGUUACAAAGGAAAAUAAAACAUUUUGUAAUUAAUAGAA
Messenger RNA from Odontomachus brunneus, 2181 nucleotides. RefSeq names its product digestive cysteine proteinase 1 (gene 26-29-p). Gene Ontology annotation, molecular function: cysteine-type endopeptidase activity. The transcript is spliced from 12 exons. Gene Ontology annotation, biological process: immune response. The record is from RefSeq and is a predicted model, not a curated record. Gene Ontology annotation, cellular component: lysosome. Bases 278 to 1942 code for a protein of 554 amino acids. Lineage: Eukaryota; Metazoa; Arthropoda; Insecta; Hymenoptera; Formicidae.